Molecule: messenger RNA, 396 nt
Organism: Camellia sinensis
Lineage: Eukaryota; Viridiplantae; Streptophyta; Magnoliopsida; Ericales; Theaceae
Source: RefSeq, a predicted model, not a curated record
AUGAUAGGAAAGCAAGAAGGGCUUAAAGGGUACUGGAAAGGCAACCUUCCUCAGGUGAUACAUGUCAUACCUUAUAGUGUAGUCCAGCUGUUUGCAUAUGAAACCUACAAGAAACUUCUUAGGGGGAAGGAUGGUGAGCUCUCUAUUAUUGAAAGACUCACUAUUGGUGCUUUUGCUGGCAUGACUUCAACUUUUGUAACAUACCCUCUUGAUGUCUUCAGGUUAAGAUUAGUUGAUGAGCCUGGGUAUAAAACAAUGUUUGAGGUUGCCUUGAACAUGCUAAGAGAGGAGGGAGUUGGGUCUUUUUAUACUGGCCUUGGGCCUUCUCUUAUUGCAAUAGCACCUUAUAUUGCUGAUGAAGAAGUCUUUGCCAGAGAAGUAUCAAAAGAGGACUGA